Molecule: messenger RNA, 924 nt
Organism: Sabethes cyaneus
Lineage: Eukaryota; Metazoa; Arthropoda; Insecta; Diptera; Culicidae
Gene: RpL7
Product: 60S ribosomal protein L7
Exons: 4
Coding region: 77-874 (265 amino acids)
Biological process (GO): maturation of LSU-rRNA from tricistronic rRNA transcript (SSU-rRNA, 5.8S rRNA, LSU-rRNA)
Cellular component (GO): cytosolic large ribosomal subunit
Molecular function (GO): structural constituent of ribosome; RNA binding
Source: RefSeq, a predicted model, not a curated record
AUGCAAUGCUACCAACCUAUGACAACUUCCUUCUUUUUCGGUCUUUUCGACGUACAACGUGCGGAUCAAUAGGAAGAUGCCUGCUGAAGUGAAAACAGCCCCGGCACCGAAGGCGCCGGUCGCCAAGAAGGAAAAAGUGGUUAAAACUAAGAAACUGCCUGCGGUUCCGGAAUCGAAGUUGAAGGCAACUAAAGCCAAGACCAUUGGUCGUCCGGGAGCUGUACGUCGGCGCCGACAGCUGCACGCUGUUAAGCUGCUUCGCCGGCGUCAGAACCUCCUGAGGGCGGCUAAGUAUACUAAGAAGUAUCUGAAAAUGGAUCGUGAAGUCGUGGAGAAAGCGAAGGAGGCUAAGAAGGCCGGCAAUAUUUAUAUUCCGGCAGAGCCGAAGGUAGCCUUCGUUGUUCGAAUUCGCGGUAUCAACAAAGUUGCUCCGAAGGUACGCAAGGUGCUGCAGUUGUUCCGUCUUCGUCAGAUCAACAACGCUACUUUCAUCAAGCUGAAUAAAGCCACGAAGAAUAUGCUUCGUAUUGCUGAGCCGUACAUUACCUACGGAUACCCUACGCUGAAAUCGGUUCGCAGUUUGAUCUACAAACGUGGGUUCGUCAAGCACCGACAUAGCCGCAUUCCGAUCACCGACAACUUUGUAAUUGAACGCAAACUGCGUGCCGGCUACAAACUGCAGUGCGUCGAAGACAUGGUGUACCAGAUCUACACGGCCGGUUCCCUGUUCCGCAAGGUCAACAAUUUCCUGUGGCCGUUUAAACUGAACACACCAACCGGUGGCUGGCGCAAGAAGAACAACCACUACGUGGAAGGUGGUGACUUCGGCAACCGCGAGGAUAAGAUCAAUGAACUUAUCAAACGUAUGAUUUAAGUGAACGUUCAGGAUUGACUGCGAGCGAGUUAUGAAUAAAAUUUAAACAA